UUCGGUUAUUUAAAGCCAUUGACAGUAUAACGUGUUACAUUAAUUUUAAGCCCAGCCGUUAAAAUCCCCCCAUUGAACCAAUGGAGUGGAAGAGCAGCCGUAGCACCGUAACCACGGAAACAAACAAAACGUAAAGAACACAAACGCGGAUGACGCUGUUAACGUUAGCUAGCUGCAUCCUUAUAGUCUGUGUAAAACGGUUAAAAAUAACCCCUUAACGUUACCUCUCACACUGACUGUUUAUUAAAGAAAUGGCUGAUGAUCACGCAAUGACAAAAACACGACCAAAUUCCCCCGAGUCUCCUGCUGACAUGGGAAGCACCAACGGGGGCGUGAAUGCAUCUCCUCUCUGUGACUCAGAUGUGUUGAGCCCCUCACAAACAGGAUAUGCAAAGAAGGAAUUUAUUAUGAUGCCACCUGAAGAAAAGCUCAAACACUUCGCCAGCCGAGCUCAGGCCCAGGAAGACAACCAGGAGUUUGAUGCUUGCAUCCAGGACCUUGUGCGCUGCGUGGCUCUGACGAGGCUGGUAUAUGGCGACGGACAUCUGAAACUAGCCCAGGCCCAUGUCAGACUGGCUACAGCAUAUUUCCAGUUCAAAGGCUGGGGACUGCAGGCCCAGGAGCACUUGACCCUGGCCAGAGAGCUGCUGCCUUACUGCUCCUCCAUCUCCUCCUGCAGGGAAGAAAAGCUGGAGGUUCUCACGUGUCUUCUGAGCGUACAUCUCACACAGGGAGGUGCCUCGCUGCUUAUGGCCAAUCUUGAAGAUGCAGAAAACUUUUUUCUGGAGACAGAAAAAGUUCUUGAGGACCUUCAUCAACGUGGUGGCAUCAGCCAGCAAGAGAAGAUGAAGACUGAGCUUGAAAUCUCCACUGGUCUUUCCAGGGUCUAUAAGAGACAGAACAGACCAGAGGAAGCCUUAAGUCAGUGUCAGAAGUCUCUGCAAUUGCUGAAGGACUGUGGUCAGCCAGAGAAGACUUGCUCUGUCUACAGGGACAUGGCUGCCAUUGAACAUGACAAAGGUCAUUUGGACCGAGCCAUAGAGCAUCUCUCCAAGGCUCAUGCCAUUGCUAUGAGUCACAGCCCAGAAGAGCUGGAGGGGGCUCGGCUCUCCCACAGCCUGGCCCUCAUCCUUUCUGCUGCAGCAGAGCCCCAUCACAAUGACUCUGCAGGUCACUACUUCGAGCAGAGUCUAAGUGCAUACAGAAAUUCUGCAGGUCCACAGGAUCCAGCCUUUCUUGCUGCCCAGGAUGAUUUCUGUCGCUUCCUCCUCUGCAAUGGCAAGCAAGAGAGAUGUGUGGAGAUUCAGAAGGCUUCUCUCGCUACAAAGAGAUCUACAUUUGGUGACCUGAGUGCUGAGGUAGCAGACACCCUUCAGCUAAUAGGAAGUGUGGAGAUGACAGAGGGCAGGAUGAAGCAGGCCCACAGGACCAUGACAAAGUGCCUGGAGAUCCAGAGUUUGUUGUACGGUCCUCAGCACAAGAAGACAAAAAGUACACAGAAAGCUGUGGACAUGCUGGCCCGGGCGCCAGAGGUGGCUGAGAGACAACAGAGGCAAGGUAGAAGGAAAACAAAAUGUUUAGCUGUACCAUCCAGUGGCAAUGAUGGAAACUCUGCGUCUGACUCUUGAAAUUGUCUAUUUAUUUUAAAGAAAUGUAUGUAUUUUGUUAGAUAAUACAGGCAGCUAGCACUCCUGGAAAUUAGCUCUAGUCAUGUCCACUGGUAGUACAUGAUUUUGUAUCAUGCUGUGCAUUAGGUGAAAUAAGUUAGCCUGAAAGAAAUGCUCACACUCAGAAAACAUACCCACAAUAGGUUUUAAUAGUGUUCCAAUGUGAAUCAUUUUCCAAAUAAGGACAGGAACCUUUUUCCCCAAAGCAAUAAUAAUGCCUUUUGUUAAUUAGAAAUCAUUAUGUCAAUAAAAGCAAUUAUUUCUGGCUAUCCAAGGUGACAAACACAUUCUUUGAGCAUCAACAGGUUUUCUGUGUACUGAUUUACAUGUUUUUUAUGCUAUGAAAUGGCACAUUACAUCCAGAUUAUACGGUGUACAUACAUAUACAGGAGCUUAACAAAGAUUACUUAUCCAAAACCAACAUUUAAGUGCACUGAUGUAAUAGUGUUUUGGUUUAAAUUACUACAAUUUGCCAAUGAGAUCACUUCUGUAAAUAUGCUGUAUCUGGGCACUUAAAUGCAACAUGUUUUAAGUUAAAUUGAGAUUAAAUUUUUUAGAUUUCUAGCAAUGGACAGAAAAACAUGGCAUUUACACUAAACAUCUCACAUUUUUAACAUGAUAAAAGAUGUUCUGUGAAGACAUUGAUCAAUAAUUGCUAAUUAAGUCUACAUUUUGCAGCCGCUUAGAGAAAAUGUGCAAAACAUGUAACCACACUGUAAGUAUAGUGGACCACUUCUGUGUCUGCAACUAGUACACAACACAACAAACCCUAAACGCCGUUGACACUAAGCCAAUGAUCCAAAAAUAGUCAUGGCCAUGAAUACACACUUAUGUUAGAGCAAAGGUGAAUCCUUCAAGCCUGUGCACUGUUAUAACAAAUGUAUACAAGCAAAAUGAAUCCACACAAUCACUGAAUCAUUUUAAUUCAUUAAGAUUCUGCUACUUCUUUUCAUUCUCUUUCAUCUUACUAUUUGCUUUGCAAUUUUUUGGAGUUCUAAAUGGUAUGAUUACCCAUUUUGAAUUUCCAGCUCCCUAAUCACUUGAUCAGAUCCAUAUAUAUUGACAGUUAGGGAAAUUAGAAAUAUUAUUAACACAUGUAAAGAUACACAUUUUACAAACAUGUUUCACAUAAGUUACACUGACCAUGUAACUCGGCUUUGGUUAUACAAUGGGCAAUUCUUUUUCAUAAUCAAUCUAAUCAAAAUGUGUAAUGUGACAUUUGUUGUGAGUAAAGUUAAAUAAUCUGCAAAUACACAACUCUGUAAGUUACAUAACAACCACAUUUAAGUGCCACAUUUACUUGCACUACACCAACUUCCGCAUUUAAAACUUGUUAAGACAAAUUUACCUCUUUUUCUCCACUCUCCUAUCCCGUCCUAAGCUACAUGCAUUUAGGGAUAAUUUGUUUUUUUAAGUCUAGUUGUGUGAGUCUGUGUAUUACCCAGAUCUGUCUUUUUCUCCAAACUGGGGGCGUGCAGAGUGCCGUCUACUGUAGGUAAAUACACUUUCUAUGGAUAAGUAUUUCACACAACCCCACUUCAAAAAACCCAAACUAUACCUUUAACUAUAUUCUAUAUAUAACACUUCACUGACUACUCCUUUUAAAAUAAACUAUUGUGUUCCAGGAUGCAGUAUAUACUGAAACCAUUCCAUUUGGCAACAGUGCCCAAG
This is a messenger RNA of Morone saxatilis (striped sea-bass), 3338 nucleotides long. RefSeq names its product tetratricopeptide repeat domain 23 (gene ttc23). The coding region runs from base 252 to 1628 and encodes 458 amino acids. The record is from RefSeq and is a predicted model, not a curated record. Gene Ontology annotation, molecular function: protein binding. The transcript has 11 exons. Lineage: Eukaryota; Metazoa; Chordata; Actinopteri; Moronidae.